Papaver somniferum (opium poppy) is the source of this 1298-nucleotide messenger RNA. RefSeq names its product mediator of RNA polymerase II transcription subunit 19a-like. Gene Ontology annotation, cellular component: mediator complex. Gene Ontology annotation, molecular function: transcription coregulator activity; transcription factor binding. The transcript has 7 exons. Bases 553 to 1152 code for a protein of 199 amino acids. NCBI's taxonomy places the organism in Eukaryota, Viridiplantae, Streptophyta, Magnoliopsida, Ranunculales, Papaveraceae. The record is from RefSeq and is a predicted model, not a curated record. Gene Ontology annotation, biological process: positive regulation of transcription by RNA polymerase II.
CUAAAUAUAUACACAAGCUGGUGUGUGUGAGAGACAGACAGAGAGAGAAAUUGUUUUCCCCCCUUUAGUUUCAGUUUUUAUCGGUACCAUCUCUCCUUGAUCUGAUCAUCAAACCUAGACAGAAACAGAAUUACCGCCAAAUAAACCCUAAUCUAGUUAUCUCGUUGGUAGUUAUUAGUUAUACAAUUCUUCGCGAAUCUACUCCUUCUUAGCUCCUUUUUUCGAUCUCUGGUCAAGGUUUUCAGAUUUGUCUUCGAUUCCGAAAUUAACAACCCUUACUCUAUUCUGGUCAGAUGCCCCACUGGUUUUUGUGACUUCAAUCUCAAUGGACCCCGAAAGCAAGAAGUUUGGGAAAGAUAUUCGGCUUAACUAAGAACCCCCUUAUUUGAGCCAUCAGGACCCAGGGAACUUACUGGUGCUGUGGAUCUUAUUACCCACUUCAAUUUGUCGACACACCAUGACUUCUUCUGCAAGAGACCACUUCCUUUAUCAAUCGCGGAUACGCACUAUCUUCACCAUGUGGCGGACAACGAAAUAAGGAAAGGAGAAGGAAUGGAAUUGUCUCAGCUCAUGGAGAAUGGAUCAAAUGUGAGAGAUAGACCUGUAAAGAUACGGCCUUUUGAAAUGGAAACCCUCAUUGAGGCGUUUCGCUUCAGCGAAUCAGGCCCCAUUGAUCUACCUUCUGCAGAGAAGGGAACCCCUACUAUUGCAGGGAAGUCCAAAAGCGAGUCCAAGGAUAAGGACAAGAAGCACAAGAAGCACAAGGAUAAAGAUAGGGAGAAGAGUAAGGAGCAUAAAAAGCACAAACAUCGUCACAAGGACCGGAGUAAAGAUAAAGAUUCAGAGAAGAAAAAGGACAGAAGUGGGCACCAUGAUUCUAAUGCCGAACACUCGAAGAAGCACCAUGACAAGAAGAGAAAGCAUGAAGGGAGUGAAGAUUUCACUGAAAUACAAAAACACAAGAAAAGUAAGCAUAGGAGCUCAAAGAUUGAUGAGGCAUUAUAUCUGUCGAGUCUGGUUUUAAGAGAACGAUGUAUUUUCUGUAUUUUGGUGGCAAAACUCAUUCUUGACCCCCUUUUGUUCUUGUUCAUUUCUGCAGAGUAUGAUAUAAAUCUCUCCACAAAACUUACAGUUGUAAAUGGGUUCAGAUGAUAUUAGUCGGCUGUAGAUAGGUUUUAGCUUGUUGUUUUUUCUUUGUCAAAUCUAUUGUUUUUCUUUGUUCAGUUAUGUAAAUUGUUUAAUUUGAUAUGUAAUGGACCAAGAAACUAAUUUUGGCAGUAAUAUUUACUUCAGUAGCA